GGAGCUGUGCUGCCAUGGGACCCAAGAAGACUGCUGCUGCAGAGGCCGGCGAGAGGAAGAAGGAGAAGGUGAUGCUGGAAAUGAAGAAGGAGAUCAUCCGGAAGCACGACGGUGGAAUGCGUGUGACAGACCUCGCCAGGGAGUACGGGAGGAAUCCAUCGAUCAUCGGGACCAUCCUGAAGAUGAGGGAGAAGAUCCUUGCGACUGAUGCAGCCAAGGGAGUCACCAGGAUCGUGAAGAACCGCCCAGCUGUUCUGGAGGAGGUGGAGAAGUUGCUGCUCAUCUGGUUGGAAGAGAAGCAGCGUGCAGGGGACACAGUGACUGAGGCCGUCAUUUGUGAGAAGGCCAAGGCCUUGCACGCAGACCUCGUCCGGCAACAGCCAGGAACCUCAGGCGAGCCAGAAGUCUUCAAGGCAAGCAGAGGCUGGUUUGACCGGUUCAAGACAAGAUCUGGAAUCCACAGCGUGGUCAGGCAUGGAGAAGCUGCCAGUUCUGAUGUUCCUGCGGCUGAAGACUUUGCAGCGGAGUUCCUGGAGCGGCUGUCCUCCAAAGAACUGAGGGACAUUUGCCAGAAGUGGAAAGAUGUGCAGGCUUUUGCACAGUGGCACCACCCUGACAAGGACCUGACACGUCACCUUGCGAACACUUUUGAUACGAGGGUCAUGUCGCCUUUCAGGGAGGUGCUGAAAAGGCGGAUGAAGCAGCAGACCAUGGACAGGUUCUUCAGCAAGAAGCAAAGAGUGGAAGAGGAACCUUCUUCGAGUGGUCCCCCAGAGUCUUAGAAAAUGUACUGUACACUUUGUUGAUUUUUAAAUGUUUUUCUGUCAUGUUUAGAAACUUAAUUUAUUGUUCCUUCAGUUUUUGAAAUGCUCUUUACAGUAUGUGUGACUUUAAAGAGCACUUAAUAAACUCUUUUUGUACCAAA
Podarcis raffonei (Aeolian wall lizard) is the source of this 925-nucleotide messenger RNA. RefSeq names its product tigger transposable element-derived protein 1-like. Gene Ontology annotation, molecular function: DNA binding. The transcript is spliced from 2 exons. The record is from RefSeq and is a predicted model, not a curated record. Gene Ontology annotation, cellular component: nucleus. Lineage: Eukaryota; Metazoa; Chordata; Lepidosauria; Squamata; Lacertidae. Bases 15 to 782 code for a protein of 255 amino acids.